AUGGGAGCAACUGGAGGGGACCCUAACAGCAGCCUGUCUGUGCUGGUGAUGAACCAAAGUGAUCACAGAUCUCCUCCUUACUCUCCCGUGGCCACGGCAACCAUGGCCAUCGGCAUCACCGCCAUGAUGCUCUUCACCAUAUUUGGCAACAUCCUGGUCAUCAUCGCCGUGCUGACCAGCCGCUCCCUGCGCGGCCCCCAGAAUCUCUUCCUGGUCUCCUUGGCGGCGGCGGACAUCUUGGUGGCCACCCUCAUCAUCCCUUUCUCAUUGGCCAACGAGCUGAUGGGCUACUGGUACUUCCGCACGGUGUGGUGCGAGAUCUACCUGGCGCUGGACGUCUUCUUCUGCACCUCGUCCAUCGCGCACCUAUGCGCCAUCAGCCUGGACCGCUACCUGUCCGUGUCGCGGCCCGUGGCCUACACGGCGCGCAGGACGGCGGCCCGCGUCAAGGCGGCCAUCGUGGUGGUGUGGCUGAUCGCCGCCGUCAUCUCCUUCCCACCGCUGCUCUCCAUCGAGAAGAACCAGGAGGAGGACGAGCCCGGCAGCCCCCAGUGCAAGCUGAACAGCGACCGCUGGUACAUCCUCUACUCCACCAUCGGCUCCUUCUUCGCGCCCUGCCUCAUCAUGAUCCUGGUGUACGUGCGCAUCUACCAGAUUGCCAAGCGGCAUACCCGCUGCCCGCCGGGCGAGCCCAGGCGGGACGUCGGCAGCAGCAGCACCACCGCCUCACCACAGCGCGGGGUCAAUGCUGGGAAGUACUCCACCAAGGAAGAGGGAGGCGGAGAGACGGACGGGGCCGUGUCUCGACCCCCGACCCUUGACAUCGGACCCUCCUCCUCGCAGUGCCCAGCCCAGGGUGAUGCCUCGGCCACAGGCCCAAGGGCAGCCACCACCAGCCAGGUGACACAGCAGCCCAUGCCUCCCCUGAAUGACCAUGCCCCCCCACUAUCCUCUUAUGCCACCUCCUCUAACGCACCGCAACAGCAGCCAGAGGUCCUCUCUAAACCUAAACAGCAGAGGGGUGGAAAGAAGCAAGCCGAGGCUUACAAUGACGACAGCUCCAGCCCCGAGUCUGACAAUGACACACCAGAGAAUCACGGGACCAACGGCACGCCCGCAGGAUGUUCUGGUCCCCGAGCUCUGGCACAGAAGUGCAGAGGCCUCGUGGUCACCUCCAAAGGGACACAGCUAGCCAAAGUGGCGGUCAAAACGUCGGGGACUCCCAACACGGCACGGCGCAAGGCGUUGGUGAACAGGGAGAAGCGUUUCACCUUCGUGCUGGCCGUGGUGAUUGGUGUGUUUGUCGUUUGCUGGUUCCCAUUCUUCUUCUCUUACAGCCUAAAAGCCAUUUGCCCCAAAACAUGUACCUUGCCAGAGCCCCUGUUUAAUUUCUUUUUCUGGAUCGGGUACUGUAACAGUUCCCUUAAUCCUCUCAUUUAUACUAUAUUCAACAAAGAUUUUCGUAAGGCCUUCAAGAAGAUACUUUGCAAAGACAUGAAAAACUCAAUGUAA
This is a messenger RNA of Engraulis encrasicolus (European anchovy), 1512 nucleotides long. RefSeq names its product alpha-2B adrenergic receptor. The record is from RefSeq and is a predicted model, not a curated record. Bases 1 to 1512 code for a protein of 503 amino acids. The transcript is spliced from 2 exons. Gene Ontology annotation, biological process: adenylate cyclase-activating adrenergic receptor signaling pathway. Lineage: Eukaryota; Metazoa; Chordata; Actinopteri; Clupeiformes; Engraulidae. Gene Ontology annotation, molecular function: epinephrine binding; alpha2-adrenergic receptor activity. Gene Ontology annotation, cellular component: plasma membrane.